ACAAAACUACAAACUUUACUCCCUCCCCUUUACAGAAAAAGAAAAAGAAAAAGAAAAGGCCUUGAUGCAAAACGCGUCGCUUCCAACUUCUUUCAGUUUCCAACAUUCAGCUGUGUGUGAAAAUGGAGGGCACUCUUCUUCUGAGCACAACAUGUGUUUCAAGUUCUCUCAAGCCACAGCAUCUUUCUUUUUCCUCCCAUCAACCACAGUCACAGAGUCGAGCCCUGGCACGCAAGAUUUCUUGAUGGAUGUGUUUGAAUGCCUUUCAUUUGGGGUGUGCUUAGAACAGAUAAUCCGGAAAUGGAAGCAGGAAGAGUGUUUUGAUGGCAAGGAUAUUUAUGUAGAUUGUGUGCCGCUAAUACGAAGUUUAAGUAGACAAAAGAUGCCUCAUGUAGCCCAGGAGCUUUUACUUGAAAUGAAAUCCGAUGGUCUUUUGCCUAGCAACUCCACUCUAUCUGCUUUGAUGCUAUGCCAUGCGAACAAUGGCCUUUUUCCUCAAGCUGAGGCAAUUUGGGACGAAAUGUUACAUAGUUCUUUUGUGCCUACUAUUCAGGUUGUUUCCGAGUUAUUUGAUGCUUAUGGCAAUGUGGGAUGUUUCGAAAAAGUGAAUGAAAUUUUGGCUCAGAUAAGGUCGAGGAAUUUAAGUUUGUUUCCAGAGGUUUACUCACUGGCUAUCUCUUGCUUUGGGAAAGGGGGGCAGCUUGAAUUGAUGGAAGGCACAUUGAAAGAAAUGAUUUCAAGGGGUUUCCCAUUGGACUCUGCCACUGGUAAUGCCUUUAUUAGAUACUAUAGCAUUUUUGGUUCUCUGACUGAGAUGGAGACCGCUUAUGGCCGCCUUAAGAGGUCUAGGUUUCUUAUAGAGGAAGAGGGAAUCCGGGCAAUGUCAUUUGCGUAUCUGAAGAAAAGGAAGUUUUACAGAUUAGCUGAGCUCCUGAAGAAUGUUGGUCUAGGUAGAAGAAACUUGGGAAAUCUUUCUUGGAACCUUUUGUUGUUAUCCUACGCUGCCAAUUUUAAGAUGAAAAGCUUACAAAGAGAAUUUCUGAGAAUGGUGGAAGCUGGUUUCCACCCUGAUCUUACUACAUUUAAUAUUCGUGCUCUGGCCUUUUCUAGGAUGUCUCUACUCUGGGAUCUCCAUCUGAGUCUUGAACACAUGAAACAUGAGAAAGUUGUUCCUGAUCUUGUGACUUGUGGUUGUGUUGUUGAUGCGUACUUAGAGAGAAGACUAGGAAAAAAUUUGUAUUUUGCUCUCAAUAAAAUGAAUUUGGAUGAUUCUCCACUCAUAUUAACAGAUCCAUUUGUGUUUGAAGUUUUGGGAAAAGGGGACUUUCAUGCAAGCUCAGAGGCAUUUUUGGAGUUCCAGAGUCAGAGGGAAUGGACUUAUAGGAAGUUAAUUUCAGUAUAUUUGAAAAAGAAAUAUCGGAGGAACCAGAUCUUUUGGAAUUACUGACCAGUGACCUGCACUUCGUGUAAAGACAUGUUUGACCGAUUGUUAGAGAAGGAUUGUCGCUGACAAUAGCAUGUCUAUCAGUUACAGUUCUCAUUCUAUUGGUUCAACAAGUGCAUGUAUUUAUACAAGAUGAUAAUUGCAGCUCAGAUAUAUGCAUCGCCCUAUAUUGUGCAUGGGUAUGUCUCUGCACUUUCUUCUUAUGUUCAUUCUGGAUAACCGAAAUUUUCCUGAUCUCCAAGGUCUUACGUAGGCUCCCCUUGUUCAAGCUGAAAUGAAGUUGGAUAUUGGUGAUGGAUAUCGUGCCAAUAUAAUGCUAGAGAUGCUAACCUGAACUUACCAAAUUUGCAACGAAAUGCUACAUUCACUCAGACUUUAAGUACACUCAGAGGAGUAAGAAAUAAAUGUAAGAGUAGUCCUACUAUUUCUUUUGAAUCUCACAUGCUGAAACUAAUCUGUCAGUCAAAACUAAUUCCCCUCGUGUCUGUUUCCCUUGCUAUUUACUGCAGCUUCUCUUUCUGUCUAUUGGCUUUGAUGCGUGUUCUAUGCUUCACAUAAACUGCUAUGAAACCUUAAAUCGCA
Molecule: messenger RNA, 2026 nt
Organism: Prunus avium (sweet cherry)
Lineage: Eukaryota; Viridiplantae; Streptophyta; Magnoliopsida; Rosales; Rosaceae
Source: RefSeq, a predicted model, not a curated record